UCGGGGAAGAUGGCGGCUGCAUCUUUGAAGGAGAGGAAUUGAGAGUGGGGAGAAGGGAAGAGGACCAGACCGUAGAGGCUUUCCCUGCGGCGCCGAGGGUCGCCGCGCUCGCGGUUGGGAGCUCCUCCCGGCCCACCACGUGACCUAGAAGGAAUACAUCACCAUGGCUACAGAAAUUGGCUCUCCUCCACGAUUUUUCCAUAUGCCAAGGUUUCAACACCAGGCACCCCGACAACUGUUUUAUAAGCGACCUGAUUUUGCACAGCAACAAGCAAUGCAGCAGCUUACCUUUGAUGGGAAACGAAUGAGAAAAGCUGUAAACCGAAAAACCAUAGACUACAAUCCCUCUGUAAUUAAGUAUUUGGAGAAUAGGAUAUGGCAAAGAGAUCAGAGAGAUAUGCGGGCAAUUCAGCCGGAUGCAGGUUAUUAUAAUGAUCUGGUCCCACCUAUAGGAAUGUUGAAUAAUCCUAUGAAUGCAGUAACAACAAAAUUUGUUAGGACAUCAACAAACAAAGUAAAAUGUCCAGUAUUUGUUGUGAGGUGGACCCCAGAAGGAAGGCGGUUGGUCACUGGAGCUUCUAGUGGAGAGUUCACCUUGUGGAAUGGGCUGACGUUCAACUUUGAAACCAUAUUGCAGGCUCAUGAUAGCCCUGUGAGGGCCAUGACUUGGUCACAUAAUGACAUGUGGAUGUUGACAGCAGAUCAUGGAGGAUAUGUGAAAUAUUGGCAAUCCAACAUGAACAACGUCAAGAUGUUCCAGGCACAUAAGGAGGCGAUUAGAGAGGCCAGUUUCUCACCCACGGAUAAUAAAUUUGCUACAUGCUCUGAUGACGGCACUGUUAGAAUCUGGGAUUUUCUUCGUUGCCAUGAGGAAAGAAUUCUCCGAGGGAUCAUUUGAAAACUGAAGAUUUAACAGACUUAUUUUGGUGAAAAGUCCUCAUGCCAUUUUCUGCCCUUCUGCACUCUUCCCAGUGGCAACAGUUUUUGGGUGACUAGGUCUGUUACCUAAUAGAAUAUUCACACAGUGAGCUCCUUCAGAAUAGAGAUUGGAUCAAAGUUAAAGCUUUUUUUUAUUGAGUUUACUAUGCACCCCAGGCAUGAUGCUAAGUUUUUCAUGUGUUUCAUUUAAUUUCUGAAAUAAUCUAGUAUUUGAGAAGUAAUCUCCAUUUUACAUAUUCCAAUAUUAAGGAUUACUAAAAGCUCACUAAAGUGCACAAAGAUGGUUAUAAGCUGCAUGUGGGUUCUGGGAAUUGAGCUUGGGUCUUUCCAGUAUCAUUACGUGCUCUUAACUGCUAAGCCAUCUGUCCAGCCCCAGUUUCCUUUUACUGAGGCAGGGUCUGUGUAUGUAACCCAUUAUGGCCUCACACCAGAGUUCUCUUGCUUUAUAUAUUUUGAAUACCAGUACUAUAAGUGUGUGCCCAAGGGUUAUUCCUUUCCUUUGCAAGGAAGUACUAAAGGUUGUACUCAGAUUCCCAUGAUUCACUCUCAUUACUACUCAGGUGAAGGCAAAAUACAACAAUCUGCUUGAUUAAGAAGUUUUUGUUUUCUGUUUUGUAAUAUCGGGGACUGAAUCCGUGGCCUAUCUGAUAAGGCAAGUAAUCUGCCACUGAGCUACAUUCUAUCCACGUAGUUUGGUUUGGUUUUAGACAGGUCUCACUGUGUAGCCCUGGCAGGCCUGGAACUCACAGGCAUCUGCCUGCCUCUGCCUUCCAAGUGCAUGUCACCAUACCUGGCCCAUACUUACGGCUUUUAAUGAAAAAUUUUGAUCUCUGGGUUUUUCAUUUUUGUUUGAUAAAGAACACUAAGUUCAAAUAAUGCCAUCACCUAUGAGACUGAGGCAGGCUUGCUCCAUUGUUAAACUAAGCCUCAGCUCCAGUGCAGAGAGCAAGAGAUAGAAGCAAAAUGUCAAAAGCUCCUAUGAUCUGUAUUUCAUGCCUAUAUUAUAAUAAGGCUUUGACUAGCAAAGCUUUUUUUGUUUUUUUUCUGAGAACAGGUCUCACUCUGUAGCCUUGGCUGGCCUGGAACUCACUAUGUAAAACAGGCUGACCUCUGUGCCUCUGCUUGCCUUGGGAGUGCUGGGGUUAAAGGUGUGUGUGUAUUUUAUAUCCUCUCCCUCAGGCUAUAAAAAUUGCUUUGUAGACCAGGCUGGCCUUGACCUCAGAGAUCUAUCUGCCUCUGCCUCUGCCUCCACCUCCCCAAGUGCUGGGAUCACAGGUGUGCACCACAGGGCUCAGCUUCGACUUUUUAAGUUUUUUAUUGUUACCUGUUGUAUAGGGUGAACUCUCAGUUCAAAUGUUGCUCUUGCCUCACUUUCCUGAUUACAUUAAGCUGUACACAUCUGCUAUUGUAUGUUAUUAUGGUAAUUGUGUUACUGCCAAACUUCUGGCUUCUUUUUUAGCUAAAGUAGGGUCUCACAUGUUGCCCUGACUGUCCCUCAUUUAGACUUUACCUAGCUUUCCUCAUGAGAUUAGACUUGAUAUUUCUGGUUUGGGGAAGAAGAUCAGAGGUGCUGAUUUGAUCUCAUUAUCAAGAAUGCACACUGAUGAUAUGACUUGAUGUCACCCUUGGUUAUGUCCCUUCACUACACUCAACCGUUAGAAUGAAAUCAUUGUUCCACUCAACAAUCAGAGUUAUGUGUUCUUAGGCUCCUUGAGAGUAACCACCUGUACUAUUCCAGGGAGAUUCCACUCUACUGUAAUAUAUAUAUAUAUAAUAUAUAUAUAUAAUAUAUAUAUUAAAUAACUGAAUAUAUACAGUAUGGACAAAAUAUGUUUUUAUUGCAAUACUUUUAGUAUGGUGGAAACUAGGUGCUAUAUAAUCAUCUCUCAUUUGAAUUUUUCUCAUUUCUGCUUGUAAUAAGUGCAGAUAAUUGUCAAGAUCCAGUUUGAAAACGUCAUCUCAGAAUCCUCAUUUGUGCAAAGAAAAAUAAAAGCCAUAGAGUAAUUAAAAUUAUACAACCUGUAGGAGAUUGCAGUCCAUAUCUACUUCCAGCAGUAUUUGGGGAUUCAUACGACCUCAUUUUCAUAUACAUAUAUUUUUGUUACAGCUCUUAUUACUUUUUUUGAGAUAAGACACAAAAGUGUUUGACUGUUCCACACUCAGUUGCAGUUAGUGCUUUGAGUCGCUAUGUUUAUCAUGAGGCUAUUGAAACACUAGUCUAGAACUAUGUGCUGCUUUUAUGUACCUAAACUUGAGGACAGUAAAAAAAGUAUCCAUUAUCUGACCAACUGAAAAUGAGCCAAUUCACCUUCUGUGUUACUCUUGGAAGGAAGACUUAUUCUAGCGUAUCACUUAAUCAGUUUUUAUUUUCAUUCUUUAUUGUACCUUUUCUUAUUAGAAAUUUCAGUCAUGGCUCCAGUUCAUUCUUGGCCUUGGUUAUCUGUACUAAUAAAUACUGUUACUGCUGCCUAGUCCCUUAUUUCUAAGAGAAAUAUCUCAAAGUGUUACCCAGGGCAGCCUUAAACUCUCAGUUCAAAUGUUGCUCCUACCUCAUUUUCCUGAGUACAUUAAGCUGUACACAUGUGCUACAUAGGUCAUUGUGGUGAUCUUGUUAGUGCCAAACUUGUAGCCUUUUUUUUUUUUUAAGGCAGGAUCUCACACAUGUUGCCAUGACUGAUUUAGAACUCUGUAUGUAGACCAGGUUGCCCUCAAACUUACAGAGACCUGCCUGUUUCUGCUUCCUGAGUGCUGGGAGUAAAAGGUGUAGUGCCUCCACACUCCUCCUCAAUUUUGAACUGAGGCUGGCAGAUAUAGCAUGUAGCUGAAGAUGGCCUUGAACUGAUCAUCCUGUUGUCACUUCCAAAGUUGUUGGGCAUGCCCUACAUCAGUCUUGUAAAAUGUUUCUUUGGUGAUUAUAUCUCUGUAGUGUUUCCAAUACUAAGAUUCUUCAAAAUCACCUUUUAACAUGAUUUAAAUUCUUAUAAGAUUGGUUGGCAUAAAAUAGUAAAAAUUGUUUCUGAAGAACAAUUGUUACUAACUGAAGAAUCUAGAAGACUGACAUGCAUUCUGAACAGCCUUAGGUAGCUGUUCUGGGAGAGUAUUGUAGGGUCUCCUGUUGUAUCAGCCUCCUCCUGACUGCCUCCUCUCAAAUCCUCGAGGCUUUUCACUGCUCACGUGGAAAUUGUGCCCUUUGUUUAUACUCUCUCCACCUACUAGAUAAAAGCUAACAGCAGUCUAACACUUAAGUUUCACCAAAAUUUAUGCCUGUGUGGUUUUGACUUACAUAUGUUUUAUCAUAUGCUCAACAAAAUAGUUGCACAAUAUUAGCUUAUAAAUUACAUGCUUAAUUUCACUCCUAAACUACUUAACAGUUUCUUUUAGGCCCGCCUUUGGGAGUUUUCCAUGUAAACAUGCAGUUAGUAGAAAACUGUAGAAACAGUUCACCUGCUUAUACAGGUGAAGUAUGACUGAAGUAGGAGAUUAGAAGAUCUAUGAUAUAUAUGUCUCCAUUUUUAGUCCAGUGAGUUGGAAUUUGUGUAUUGGUCUCUCUUUUAACACCAUACAUUUGAAAAUUGUUACAGGUUUGUUGAAUAGUAUUUAGGUUUAAUUAAAUCUUUAUAUUUUGGCAUAUUUCUGAUAUCUUUUAAAAUAAAUACACAUUAUAGAUAAUGGUUGAAGGCCCUUCCUUUUCCUUAUCCAAAUAUAUCUACUUUCCUGAAUUUAGGUAUAUCUGGCAACAUAACUGAUCUAGCAUUUCAAAUUCCCCAAAUUGGUCUUGUGGUGAAGGUGGUAGUACACCAAGAAAAGCUUUGUGACCAAAUUCUUUCACGUGUUUAUAUGUUGCAAGCACUGAAGCUCUGAAGUAUGGAGAAAAAAUCAAAACCUGUCCCUAUGAGUCUAUGUGAUGUUUCUUGGAAUAUGCAUUGAAAACUGCCUAGAAGUGUACCCAUUCUGCAGUUAAUGUUCAUCUUCGUAGUUUCUCACUGAUGUACUUAUGUAGAGUUUGAUGACAGGCAUGCUGUUGGCAAUCAUUCCCAGUCAGUCUUGUUAUUGGUCAUGUCAAUAAUGAUUUUACAAAAUGGGAAGAUAAACUUCCAACAAGCCCCAUACUCACUGACCAGUUCACAAGUUAAUGACACUCCUUAAAUUUUGUAGUUCUUGAGUCUUCUGGUCUAGCCUGUGGAUAAAGGCUUUGUUUACACUUAAAUUGAUGUUACAUUUUAUGUUUCCACAGCUGACAGUGAGCCAGAGUUUGCUGUUAAUGUUUAACACAUUUUCUGAGUGACAGUUCUUUAACUGUUAAUAUUGUACAAAAUGGUACUUGAAAUCAUUGUUUGCUUUUUUUUCUUUCUGUAUUAGAAAAACUGGUGUUUUGUAAGUCAUGUAUAUUCUUAAUAUUUGUUAAUAUAAUGACCUGAUUCAGGAAAAAUAAAAUGGGAAGAUGGACAUUA
This is a messenger RNA of Meriones unguiculatus (Mongolian gerbil), 5390 nucleotides long. RefSeq names its product WD repeat domain 33 (gene Wdr33). Lineage: Eukaryota; Metazoa; Chordata; Mammalia; Rodentia; Muridae. The transcript is spliced from 8 exons. Bases 164 to 898 code for a protein of 244 amino acids. Gene Ontology annotation, molecular function: protein binding. The record is from RefSeq and is a predicted model, not a curated record. Gene Ontology annotation, cellular component: mRNA cleavage and polyadenylation specificity factor complex.